AUGGGCAAGAGAAGCCGCACAAUUGAUCAAGACAAGGAUCUUGAGGAAGCAAGAGAACCACAAGAGAUGAAUCUUUAUGAUCACUUAUCGAGUUUGUAUGAUAGUUGUAAUGGAGAGAAUGAAGAAGGAGCAAAUAAUAAUAAUAAUAACACUAUUAUUGUUCCUCCGAAUGUUAUUGUAAAGACUUCGUUUAAAGAUUUUAAUGUUCAUGAAUUUGCAGUCAAGAGAAGUGGCUUAUUUAGAACCAUGAUUGAUUCGAAUGAACAGUGGAAAUUGGGAAAAGUUGAUGAUAAAUUCAAUAUUGAUUUGACAAGUGUUGAAGGCUCUAUUUCAACAGAGGGAGAACCUUUGAAAAAAAAAGAUUUUGAAAUCAUUUUCCGAUAUUUGUAUUGUGAUGAUUUUAAUUGUUAUAUGGGUACUUCAACCUUGAAAAGAAUUAUUGACAUGGCCAAAUAUUUGGAUAUUCCCUCUCUUAUCACAAAGAUACUUGAUGGAAUUCAAUUUUCACUUAAAUAUUUCCCAAUCAAGUACUCAUUGAAAGGAGAGUUGACUGAGCAUGAGAUUGUUGAUCUAAUUUUCAAAUUAACUAAUCGAUUUAAAAAUAAUUACGGCGAAGAAGUGAAAGGAUAUUCGAAUGAACUAAUCUCAUAUAUUUGCCAACAACAAUUGGUUCCUCUAUUUAUCAAAGUUAACCUUUUACAACGUCAUUUAACACAAAAUAACAAAGGGGUUGUGAUUACAAAAGAAAUGCUGCAACCAUUUUCAGAAUGCAUCAAAAAAAUGAGAAAGGAAUCCAAAUACUUAUUACCAAACCAAUCUGAGAACAUUGACCCAACAAUGUUCAAAUUAUUGGAAUUGAAACAGCCAAAAGAAAAUCCAUGCAAACGCAAACACUAUCGUUGUGCUGAUACUGUUUAUAUUUCUAUGGGAGCAGAAGAAGACUCAGGUGAGUUUUCUUACAAAAAAAUGAAUCAAAGUGAUGCUACUAAACCACAACCUUCUUUUGGAUUCAAAUUGGGUGCAAUAAUAGUCAGCUCCUCUGUGAUGGCUUCUCUAAUAAUAUCCCGAUUCAGAGUUUGUAAUUCAGAGGCAGAAUAUUUAAUUCGGAAGAGAAUUAGGGAUGGUAAAAUAAUUGUUAGUAGGAGGGGAAUUGUUUGGCCCUUUCAAUCAUCACGAAUUAUUAAAUUGGAUCAACCUCUAUUGAAAGUAUGUGUUUCUAAUAGUAACAAUAUUAAUAAUAAAAAUAUUGGUGGAUUAAUAAAGUUUGAUUGGAAUGAAAGAGAAUUUCCGAUUGAGAGAAUGAAAGUUAGUAUUGUGGAUUAUGAAAAGAAUCGGAAAGGAUUUUUGGAAAUAUCUGAAAGGUUAUUGGAUAAAGAUGAAAAGAAAAUCUUAGAUCGAAAGGAAAUGGAAGAAUUAAUUGAGAAAGUUGUGGAGAAAUUCACAAACAUUGAUAAUAAUUUCAUGGAGGAGCUCAACAAGGACCUGAAUGAAAGAGGAUUGGAGAUAUUUUCAUUCAAUGUAAGAAAACCAAUUAAUGAACUAAUUGAAAAGGAAACAUUGAGUAAGGAAGAUGUUGAAAAAUUAAUGGAAAAGAAUGUAAAAUUGAAUGAGUUAAUAGAAAUUUCACCUCAAGAUCCAAACUCUUACAUGAAAAGAGGUAAAUUCUAUUUAGAAGAGUGCCAUUUCUACGACAAGGCCAUUGAUGAUUUCUCAACAGCUAUUGAACUCUAUCCAAACAAUUCAUAUGCCCACUUUUAUAGAGCUAUUGUCUACUACAAAUUGGGCCUCAAUUCUCCAGCUCUCCACGAUUUUACACUAGUCACCCAGAUUGAACUUUAUGACACUUCAAUCCUUCACGAAGCCAAGCAUUACCUCUCCCUCCUAACCGACCCAAGACAGAGAUAUCCCAAAUUGGAAGACAAAAAGUUCUAA
Molecule: messenger RNA, 1932 nt
Organism: Naegleria gruberi
Lineage: Eukaryota; Heterolobosea; Eutetramitea; Acrasida; Naegleriidae
Exons: 2
Coding region: 1-1932 (643 amino acids)
Molecular function (GO): protein binding
Source: RefSeq, a predicted model, not a curated record